UGUUAAUGUUUGGUGGCCCCCCAACGAAGUCACUCAUUUAUAUUACAAGUGAUUCGUGUUUGGUCUAUCAUUACGUUCACACUGUUGCUUGUUGUGUUAUAUUUAUUUUUUUAUUUUUUAAUAUUACUGUCACUUUAAAUCAGUUUGAUUACAGGUGUUGUUCAUAUCUUUUUUUUUUUUUUUUUUUUUAAUAACAACACGCAAAUAUUAAUUAUAUUUUUUUCUAUUUGUGCUUUUUUUUUGUAUCAAUUUUUUUUUUUUUUUGCAAGUCUAUUGGAGAGUUUCUACGAUUGAAGAAAUUUUUUUUUUUUUUUGUAUUAUAAUUAUUACGUGUUAUAAUAAUCAACCAAGUGUCAAUUGGCUGGUGGUAUGACCACUUGAUAUUAAUACCUUGCAUUUGAUGCUCAAAAUGAAAAGGAAUCAUAACAUGUUCAGCAUGGUUCAAGCAAUUACCGUACUGACUAUUUUAAAAAUGCUCGCAAAUGCUCAAACACAGUGCAAUGGGGGACUUGGUAGACUAGUUUAUGAAAGAUUACCGGAUCAUCAACUUCAAGGUUUUGAUGAUGAAAUGAUACAUGAUUCAUCACCACCUUUUCGAGUAUUGGAAAAAUGUCAAGAUCUUUGUCUUCGUGAUAGAACAUCAACAAAUUUACCAAGAACAUGUACGAGUUUUGAUUUUCAACCUGGUGCAAGAUUAUCAUCAUUCAGUAGUACAGCUGAGUAUGAAGAGAGUAGAUGUUAUUUAACACGUGAACAAGCACAACCUGAAGGUAUUGGAAACUUGAUGCUUGUUCCAAAUAGCAUUCAUUUUGUUGAAAUAUGUCUGACUUCUAAUAGAAUUGAAAGAGAUUGUCCAAAUCGUCGUUAUAUAUUUGAACGACAUCCAAGAAAAAAACUAAAACUUCCAGCAACUGAUGUCAAAGAAUUUACAGUUGCAAAUAGAACAGCUUGUGAGGAUAAAUGUUUGAAUGAAUUUAGCUUUGUUUGUCGCUCAGCAACUUAUGAUGUAUCAAUGAGAAGUUGUUUAUUGAGUCGUUUUACAAGACGUACACAUCCAGAGCUACUUGAGGAUGAUGCUAAUUCAGAUUAUCUAGAAAAUACAUGUUUAAAUGCUGAAAGUCGAUGUGAUGGCUUGGCAGUAUUUGUAAAAGAAGAAAAUAAAAAAUUACGUGGACCAUUUGAAGUUGAUAUUUAUACAAAUUUAACACUUGAUGAAUGUCAGUCACUUUGUUUGAGAGCUGAAAAAUACAUGUGCAGAAGUGUUGAAUUUGAUGAUCAAACAAAACAGUGUGUUAUAUCUGAAGAAGAUUCUGUAUCACAAAAAGAUGACAUUGGAAUAAGCAGUAGUCCAACUUAUCAUUUUUAUGAUCUUGUUUGUUUGGACAAUCCAAGAGGAUCAGAGUAUCCUGAUAAUAGUGUUGCAUCACAUCAUUAUCCAGAUGGAAGAAGACCGGAUACAGCAUUUCAAAGAUAUAGAAAUUCUCGUCUAAGUGGUGAUCCACAUUCUGAAAUAACAGGAAGAAGUCUAAGCGAGUGUCUGGAAGAUUGCCUCAGACAAACAAGUUUUCAAUGUAGAAGUGCUGUUUACUCUGAGCACAAUAGAAUAUGUCGUUUGAGUAGUUUUAAUCAACGUGAUGGACACAGAAUUAUUUAUGAUGCUGACUAUGAUUAUUACGAAAAUUUAAUGCAUCAAUAUAUGGAAGGUGAUAGAGAUAAUCCAAGCUACAAACCAGAUCCAGUUGGUCAAGAUACAAAUUAUGGACGUCCUUUUCUUGGACGACCUGGCUAUUCUCCAGAUGAUUAUGAUAAAGGUUUUGGAGGUGGGCAUGGUGAUCGUUAUCCAGAUAAUUAUUCUCCUUCAUCAGACAGAUAUCCAAAUGCAAAAUAUCCAAGUCAAUAUCCAGCUGAUGAUCGUUAUCCUGAACGUUAUCCAGAAAGAUAUCCUGAACGUUAUCCAACUGGUGCUGAUAGAUAUCCAUACACAGGAGGAGGAGGAGGUGAAAGAUAUCCACUUGGGGGUGAUCGUUAUCCUGGUGGUACACGUGGUGAUAGAUACCCAGUUAAUGGUGAUAAUUAUCCAACAAUGGGUGGACAUGGGUAUCAAAGAUAUCCACCAACAAGAGAUCAAUGGACCCAAUCACCAUCAUCACUAUCACCUGGUGGUAGAUAUCCUUCGUCAGCAAUACCUGAUCGUUAUCCAUCACGUGAUGAACCAUAUCCAGGACGUUAUCCACUUGUUGAUGAUCCAGUUGGACGUUAUCCACCAAGUCCUGGUGCAACUGGUGGAAGAAUACCUCCUGGAAGAUAUCCAAUUGGUGAUAGAUAUCCAGACAAAGAUGUCUAUCCAACACGUGACAGAUAUCCAAGUCCAGGAGGUAAUGCAUUAUAUCCAGGUGGUUAUGAUGAUGAUGUAAGAGGAACAAAAGGUUAUGCAGAUCGUCCAUUUUAUGGUGCUGCUGGUGUACCACCACCACCAGCAUCAAUUCCAGCAUUACCAGUACGUCCAAUUGGUGGAACAAUUAAUGGUCCUGGUCCUAAUCCUAGUUUUGGAGGAGGAUAUGAAAAUGGAGUUGGUAGUAUGGAUGGUUUUAUUGGUGAGGGUGAUCCAUAUAAUAAUCGUCCAGUUGGUGGAGUUGCAGCAGUUGGUGGUGUUGGUGGUGUUGGUGCUACUGGCGGUGGUCCAAUUAUUGGUAGACCACCUUUACUAUCACGUUGUGAUGAACAAGAAAAUUUUCGUCAAGUUGGUCAAAGAACACGUGUUCGUAAACCAUUUGUAAGAAGAUAUACAACUUCAACAAAUUUAGCUGAAUGUGAACGUGAAUGUGCUGAUGCUAGAGAUUUUGUUUGUCGUUCAUUUAAUUAUCGUUCUUAUGCUGCACCAUAUGGUGCUGAACGUGAUAAUUGUGAAUUGAGUGAUCGAGAUUCAAGAGAUAUGGCUAUGGGUAAUUCAAUCUAUUAUGAUACAUCAUCGGAUUAUGAUUUCUAUGAGAGAAAUAAUGGAAGACAGGGUGUUGAUGGUGAAUGUCUUGAUGUUAGUCAAGUUUGCAGUGAAGAUGGCAUGGAAUUUACAUUGAGAACUCCAGAUGGAUUUAUUGGUAGAAUUUAUACAUACGGAUAUUAUGAUAGAUGUUUUUUCCGAGGCAAUGGAGGUACUGUUAAUGUUCUUCGUAUCAGUGGAGCUCAAGGAUAUCCCGAGUGUGGAACACAAAGAUAUGGUGAUACAAUGACAAAUAUUGUUGUUGUACAAUUUUCUGAUUAUGUACAAACUGGAAGAGAUAAACGUUUCAAUUUAACAUGUUUAUUCCGUGGUCCUGGUGAGGCAGUUGUAACAUCUGGCUACAUCGGAGCCGGUAGAUCAGGCUCACCAAUUCCAAUUGAAUAUCUUCCAGCUGAAAAUACACUAAGUUCAAAAGUUCGCCUGUCAAUUUUAUAUCAAGGAAGACCAACAACGACAAUUGCUGUUGGUGAUCCAUUGACAUUUAGACUUGAAUCACAAGAUGGCUACAAUUAUGUGACAGAUAUAUUUGCAACAAAUGUCAUUGCAAGAGAUCCAUAUUCUGGAAGAAGUGUACAAUUAAUUGACAGAUAUGGCUGUCCAGUUGAUAAUUAUGUUUUUCCUGGUCUUGAUCGUCUUCGUGAUGGUGACAGUCUUGAGGCACGUUUUAAUGCUUUUAAAAUACCUGAAUCAAAUUUUUUGGUAUUUGAAGCAACAGUUAGAUCAUGUAGAGAUGGUUGCCAGCCAGCUUAUUGUUCUGGUAGUGCUGGUAGAAGUGAGCCAUCAUUUGGAAAACGAAGAAGAAGAUCAUUAAAUGAUACUAUUUUGUUGACAUCAAGUUUAGAUGUUGAAAAAAAUAAUACUCAAGAGAUAGAUGAUGCAAUUAAUAAUAAAGAUGAUGAAGAUAAUAAAGAAGAAGAAGAAGAAGAAGAACAUGUUCGUGAAAUGUUUGAAGUGUUGGAUUCAAGAUAUGACAUGUAUGAUGAUAAUGCUGUACAAAAACAAGUUGCAGCUGUUGAAUCAAUUUGCAUAACACCAAAUGAAUAUUAUGGAUUAGUCAGUGCAGUCAUUGGACUUGUUAUUUUAUUAGCUUGUGUUAUAUUAUUAACACUUUUUGUAUACAGAAUAUAUGGCUACUCUGUUAUUCGUAAAAAUCAUCGUGUUGAUAAAAUAAUUAAUCAUCAAUCUAAUGAUGAAUCAUGCAGUACACAUAUUAAUAAUUUUUCGUUCAUGAGAUCUGGACUUCAAAAACCAUUUCAAACAACAUCAUUGAGUCAGCUGUUUAAUCAUCAAUUGUCAUCAUCAACAUCAUCCUCUUCGGCAAUGGAAGGAGCUGUUGGUCUUACAGCCAACAGAAGAAAUACUUUUGAUCCAAGUGAACCAAUUUAUACUGAUCCUUCACUUUUCGAAACAUCAAAUGAAUCAUUACGUCAUUCGAAAUCAUCACGUAAUGAUAAUUUACAUUUAAUAUGAUAGUUUUAGUUUCAUAGAUAAUAAUAUUCAUUUUGUUAUGAAAAAUUUAUUAUAUGGUUUAUGAUUUAUCAAUGUGUGUGUGUGGUGACACGAGCCAUAACACUGUUAGAUAAUUUUUUUUUUUUUUUUAUCAAUAAAAUACAUUUUUAAUAAUUAAAUAAAUAACAAUUAUAAUUAUAUUAAUAUAAUAAUUAUUAUACAAAUUAUAUAAAGCUUAUGAUUUUAUAAAAUAGUAAAAUAUAUUUAAUCUAAUUUAUUGAAAAUUAA
This is a messenger RNA of Aphidius gifuensis, 4735 nucleotides long. RefSeq lists its product as uncharacterized. The transcript is spliced from 16 exons. The record is from RefSeq and is a predicted model, not a curated record. Lineage: Eukaryota; Metazoa; Arthropoda; Insecta; Hymenoptera; Braconidae. The coding region runs from base 401 to 4468 and encodes 1355 amino acids.